AUGCUUCGAGGGAAUCCGAAAGUGAAGGUGGAGGUAGGGGACGAUUAUGGCCAAGGAGGUGCGUGUGAAUGGACGUCGGGGGUUCUGUCUGAGGAGAUCGCCAGGGCGUCGGAGCGCAGAGGCCGCUUGAGGGAGGACAGUCUCAGUGAGAAGAGCUUUCCCUUCUGGCUGUGGAUCGAAGCUAUCCUGGACCUCAUCAAGAGACAUCUGCUGUCCCUGUGGAACGAUGGUUGCAUCCUGGGCUUUGUGAGUAAGGAGAGGGAGAAGGCCCUGCUGACUGGGAAGUGUCCAGGCACGUUCUUGCUACGCUUCAGUGAGAGUAGCAGAGACGGAGCCAUCACAUUCACUUGGGUGGAACACGACCAAUACGAUAAGCCUGUAUUCCAUGCAGUGGAGCCCUACACCAAGAAGGAGCUGUCUGCUGUCUCUCUGCCUGACAUCAUCCGCACCUACAAGGUGAUGGCAGCUGAGAACAUCCCAGAGAACCCACUCCGCUUCCUCUACCCAGACAUCCCCAAAGACAAGUCCUUCGGAAAGUACUACGCUAGGGCCUCCGAGGCAUCGGAGCCUAUGGAUGUGGAGAGUUCCAGCAGCACAGGAUACAUGAAGACAGAACUCAUAUCGGUGUCAGAAGUUCACCCAUCUAGACUGCAAGACAACAUGAUGCCCAUGUCGCCAGACGUGUUCGGUGAGCUGAAGAGGAGCGUUGCACCAGUGUUCCAGUGUUGGACUGGUCCAAAGGAGAUUGAUGCUGUGGCGUCUGAUCUCGGAGAGUUUUUAGCUGAAGACUUUCAGAUGUUUCAGAACACACCUGACUUGGACUGCAACUGAGCCAACAGACAGGUGGAACCUGAUCUUUUAGUUGUCUAGUUUUAUACUGAAGCCCAUUUCCGUCCUUUACUCUCCUUGAACUUCAGUAGUCACGUUCCAGAACAAAUACAUUUUACACUUAUAUAUUAUUAUAUGUAUUACACAAUUAAUAAUUUGGUGGUAAUGUGCAUGAACAUAAAAGACUUAGCUAACUACUGUAACAUUUGUAUAAUGAAUGAAUAGGGACUCCUAUGUCUUUCCAUGCCAAUAUUCAACCAUAUACAGUCCCGUGGGGUUAACUUGCGACGCCAGGGUUGUGGGAUCGAUUCUCAAGGGGGACCAGUUAAAAGUGUGGAAAUGUAUGCACUCACUACUGUAAGUCACUCUGGAUAAGAGCGUCUACUAAAUGACCCCAAAAAAUGAAUAAAGGGAGGUACCAUCCAUCUUUAAAAUGA
Molecule: messenger RNA, 1265 nt
Organism: Salvelinus sp. IW2-2015
Lineage: Eukaryota; Metazoa; Chordata; Actinopteri; Salmoniformes; Salmonidae
Product: signal transducer and activator of transcription 1
Exons: 8
Coding region: 1-831 (276 amino acids)
Biological process (GO): defense response; cell surface receptor signaling pathway via JAK-STAT; type I interferon-mediated signaling pathway
Molecular function (GO): DNA-binding transcription factor activity, RNA polymerase II-specific; RNA polymerase II cis-regulatory region sequence-specific DNA binding
Source: RefSeq, a predicted model, not a curated record